UCUGUCAAAUGUCAAUCAGUUGGACAACGCGGUCUGUUCCUAAACAUAUCUGUGUUCCCAUACCAAAGAAAAGGAAAACGAAAGCAAAAUAAUUGUACCUCAAAAUCAUCAAAAUUAUCAUUACAAAUCCAAAAUCAAUCUUCAUCCAAAUUCUUCAACCUCCAAGUUUUUCCAAGAAUUUAUUAGUUCCUCUCAGUCCAGAUUCACCUCAGAAAAUUUUCCAUUUCAUGGUCUAGUUUCUAAAUUUUCAAGUUCCAAGUUUCGAAACCCAUGACAAAACCCAAGAAUUUUUUUCGAAGUAUAAUGAAACCUUUUAAGUUCAACUCAGGCAAAGAGGGCCAGAAUGAAGACUUGGAGAAAAUAGCUCAACAAGAGCAAAAGCACUUCCCUUUCGCAACUUUGGUGGUUGCUACCAAAGAUUUCCACCCUAGUCACAAGCUUGGUGAAGGGGGUUUUGGACCUGUCUACAGGGGGAAGUUGGAUGAUGGAAGGGAAAUUGCAGUGAAGAAGCUAUCUCAUAGCUCAAAUCAGGGGAAAAAGGAGUUCGAGAAUGAGGCUAAGUUGCUAGCACGUGUGCAGCACCGCAAUGUUGUGAAUCUUUUGGGUUACUGUGCACAUGGCGUGGAAAAGCUUUUGGUGUACGAGUAUGUCACUAAUGAGAGUCUAGACAAGCUUCUCUUCAAAUCAAAUAGAAAAGAGGAGCUUGACUGGAAGCAAAGGUAUGAAAUAAUUACAGGCAUUGCAAGAGGUUUGCUUUACCUUCACGAAGACGCACACAAUCGCAUCAUUCACCGGGAUAUCAAGGCAAGUAAUAUUUUACUUGAUGAUAAAUGGGUCCCUAAAAUUGCUGAUUUUGGCAUGGCUCGCCUUUUCCCCGAGGAUGAAACACAUGUCAACACCAGGGUAGCUGGUACCAAUGGAUACAUGGCACCGGAGUACGUCAUGCAUGGACAUCUAUCAGUGAAGGCAGAUGUGUUCAGCUUUGGGGUUUUGGUUCUGGAGCUGAUAAGUGGCCAGAGAAACUCAUCCUUCAAUUUAGACGUGGAUGCUCAAAAUCUACUUGAUUGGGCAUAUAAGCUUUACAAAAAAAGCAAGGGCUUGGAGAUCAUGGACCCUGUCUUAGCCCCAUCAGCACGCCCCGAGCAAGUAGCUAUGUGCAUCCAAUUAGGUUUACUAUGCACGCAAGGUGAUCCCAGUCUUCGACCCGACAUGCACCGGGUAGUUAUCGUGCUGUCAAAGAAACCUAGCAAUCUAGAAGAGCCAACAAGACCUGGAAUUCCAGGUUCUAGAUACAGAAGAUCCCACAGGCCUCCUGGAUUCUCAUCAACUGCCGGAACUUCCGGUGAUUCAGAUACCCGUGCUUCUGAAUCAACCUUUAAUACUAAUAUCGCUUCUGCUUCUGCUUCCACAUCGACUCUUGCAAGCUCCUUGAAAUAUGACCCGCAUGGGAAGCGACCGAUGCAGAGUUAAGCUUGUUGGCUAUUCUUUUUUUGUAUUAUAAAUGCGUUAAAAUUUUUGUUCAUUAGUAUGUAAAUGUUAAUGGGGGAUUAGUUAGCGAAAGCAAAGCUGUCGAGUUGAGCUAUGAUUCUUUUAAAGCUGCAGAAGGAGCUAUGAUUCUCGGUGGAAUUUCGUGUUAACGAGGAGCCAGGAUUAUGUAAAAAGGGCAGAGAUCGUUAGAGCAUGUGGUUUGUGUGUUUAUUAGUCGAUGGAGCCAAAGAUUGUACACGCCUUCGAGGCGUUGACCUAUGAUGUGGAGGAUCACCAUUUUACAAAGCAUUUGAUGCAACAGAAGGCAAAUACCCAAUUCUUAUUCUCCUCACCUGGAAAAUAAUUGCCCAAAAGGCUAUAAUUCAAUCCUAAGCCUGUAGACGAAGAACCAGGGAGUUUAAUUUCAAUUUCAAGCUAACAACAAAUCCCUCAAAAAAAA
This is a messenger RNA of Durio zibethinus, 1927 nucleotides long. Its product is annotated as cysteine-rich receptor-like protein kinase 43. NCBI's taxonomy places the organism in Eukaryota, Viridiplantae, Streptophyta, Magnoliopsida, Malvales, Malvaceae. Gene Ontology annotation, molecular function: ATP binding; protein kinase activity. The record is from RefSeq and is a predicted model, not a curated record. Gene Ontology annotation, biological process: protein phosphorylation.